AUGCCGGCACCGAAAGCGCCCAAGGCGCCAACUAUGAAGGCCGUGAAAGCGGCCAAAAAAGGUGGUCGGCCGAAGUCGACUUUGUCCGCUGACGCCCGUCGGGAGUUAGUGGCGGCAAAGCGCGACGAGGCCGAAAAGGUCGUGGCCGAGAUGGCCAAAAAGGCGGAGACGCUGCAGGCGACAUCGCCCGCAGACAAGGGCACCCUUGGGGACCAGGCCGCAACGAAUAUAAAAAUUAUUCGGGAAAUUGCGGCCCAUUCAGGGAACCUCAAGGGUACGUUUCAAAAGGGCCUGAAGGACGCUGCAGCGUCCCUAGAGAAGGUCAUGUCGGCUCUGAGCUCCGGGUCGACAGGUGAGGAGACUGAGCGCCUGCGCGAAAUCUGCGAGCGCAUGGAAAAUAAGAUCUCCUCACUUGAGAAGGAAAUGGCGGAGCUCAGAGCCACCGUAGAAAGGGAGCGUCGGACGGAAUUCCGGCAGGAGAAGACUGAGGUGCUGCAGCGCCUCAUUCUCACCACAAUGGGUCCUGUGCUGGACGCCCGUUUUGAGGGCCUCCAGGACCGUCUCCUGCCGGAGAAACGUAUGCGGCCCGCACUGGCGGCCGAUAAACGCCGUACGCCGGCAAACCAGACGACGGAUGAGAGGUUGGCUGCCUCGGUGGCCGACAUGAUCUCGGAGUCAGACGCCGAUGUGGAGGAGGUGCCGGUGCCGGCUCCGGCAAGCCGUACCACCGUAUGGCGGAAGGCGCCCCCCCUACCGACCCCUGAACCUAAGCCCAGAAAGGGCAUAGGCAAACGGGGUAGGAAGGGAAAGGGCAAGAAAGGGAACUCUGCCCCUACGGCGCCUGAGCCGGUACCGUUGGCGACUCCACCACUGUCGUCACCGAGGUCGGCCAACUCUCCAUCCUACGCAGCCGUAACGGCUGCGCCGGCGUCACGGCCACCCGCCCCGCCACCGGCUCCUGGGCCAUCAGAAGUGCCCUGGAAGAAGGUGCCGGAGAAGGGUUUGAGCGGUUGUGGACCCUUCUCUUUUUUGGCUGCAGCCUGGUUACCCCGGGGUGGGGCAGCGGCAGCGGCGGCCUUCCUCCUGGAGCCCUUCUCCGGCACCUUCUUCCAGGGCACUUCUGAUGGCCCAGGAGCCGGUGGCGGGGCGGGUGGCCGUGACGCCGGCGCAGCCGUUACGGCUGCGUAG
This is a messenger RNA of Amyelois transitella, 1188 nucleotides long. Its product is annotated as mitogen-activated protein kinase 7-like. The record is from RefSeq and is a predicted model, not a curated record. NCBI's taxonomy places the organism in Eukaryota, Metazoa, Arthropoda, Insecta, Lepidoptera, Pyralidae. The coding region runs from base 1 to 1188 and encodes 395 amino acids. The transcript has a single exon.